Molecule: messenger RNA, 1950 nt
Organism: Ananas comosus (pineapple)
Lineage: Eukaryota; Viridiplantae; Streptophyta; Magnoliopsida; Poales; Bromeliaceae
Product: phytosulfokine receptor 1-like
Exons: 1
Coding region: 183-1760 (525 amino acids)
Molecular function (GO): protein binding
Source: RefSeq, a predicted model, not a curated record
UGGACCAAACCCAAAAUCUCAAGUGUGUUUUGCUAAUCCUCGGUUCUCUCCCAUAAAGGAGCCUCCUUUUACCCACUUCGCUCCCCUCUCCUCUUCUGAAUACUCGUUGAAAUGGGAAACAGGGGACUCGAGCCUCCUUUUACCCACUUCGCUCCCCUCUCCUCUUCUGAAUACUCGUUGAAAUGGGAAACAGGGGACUCCCCUACUUCUUCUUACUCCUCCUCUUGCUCCUCUUUGCUCCCCUUAGCUGUUCCCAAAGCUGCGACUCGAUCGAUUUGACUGCGCUCCAGGGCUUUGUGGAGGGGCUCCAAUCGAGUGAUCUUGGGUGGAGCUUUAUUGGGUCGUCUCCUUCAAAUUGCUGUACUUGGGUUGGAAUAUCCUGUGAUUUGGGCUCUGUUUCGGUGGAGAGGGUGAUUGGUUUGGAUCUCUCCAAUAAGAGUUUAAAGGGCUCCGUCUCUUCUUCUCUGGGUGGUUUAGACCAACUGAAGCAGCUCAAUCUCUCCAACAAUUCCCUUUUGAGGAAUAACUCUCUUACGGGAAUUAUCGAUCAUAACUUUACGGCCUUGCCGAGGUUAAAGCACCUUAUCCUCGGAUGGAAUUUCUUGUCCGGUCGUAUCCCUCCCGAUCUUCCCAAUUGCUUGCAGAUGCAGACCUUAAAUCUUGCUGGGAACAAUCUCGUUGGCGAAAUACCCCCUAGCUUCAAGAACUUCACCUCUCUAGCCAUUCUCUGGCUCUCCGGUAACAACUUUUCCAACUUAUUCUCGGCACUACAAGUCCUGCAGAGCUUGCCCAGUCUUACACACCUUGCGCUCGGCAAGAACUUUCGCGGUGGCGAGAUAAUGCCGUCGGAUGGGAUUCAAGGAUUUGCUAACACGGAACUCCUUUUCAUUGCGAAUUGUGCUCUUUCCGGUUCUAUCCCGCCAUGGCUGGCGAAUUUGACCAAAUUAAAAAUUGUGAUCAUUUCCGGGAACCAUUUAACCGGGACUAUCCCUUCGUGGUUGGGGAAUCUUGAUAAUCUCUUUUACCUGGACAUCUCAAAUAAUUCACUCACUGGAGAAAUUCCUACUAGCUUAACGCGUAUGAAGAGCCUUGCAUACGGUGACUCAUCACAGGAUAUCGGCAUUGUGAUCCAGAGAAAUUCAAGUGGUCGGUUUCUACAAUACAGCAGCUUUCGACCGGCGAUAAUUUUGAGCAAUAAUAAGCUAGUCGGGUCGAUCUUGCCCGAGUUUAACAGCCUUGUGAACCUCCAUGUGCUGGAUUUGAGUUUCAACGAUAUAUCAGGAACUAUACCUGAUUUAUCGGGCAUGUCAAACUUAGAAAGCUUGGAUUUAUCGCACAAUCAUCUCACAGGUGCCAUACCACCAUCUUUGAGUAGAUUGCAUUUCCUUUCCAGCUUCAAUGUGGCCUAUAACAAUUUAUCCGGGCAAAUUCCAACGGGGGGUCAAUUUGAUACACUUAACGAUCCGUCAAUUUAUAUCGGCAAUUAUUAUCUUUGUGGGCCUCCGACUCAAAACAACUGUUCUAAUGAAGAACUAAACCCUAAUCCUAAAAGAGACAACAACAUCGGUAGGGAGGCAACUUGGUCAUAUCUUGCAAUGGGACUUGGAUUUGCCACUGGAUUAUGGGGUGUGUGCGGAAUCCUAAUAUUCAAAAAGUCUUGGAGUGAUGCUUAUUUUCGGAUGAUUAAUAAGUUAUUCGAUAAAACAUAUGUGAUAAUACCAGUAAAUAUGAGAAGGUUGAAUAGAAGAGUACGUGGAUGAUGAUGACCAAAUUCUUCAGGUUAUUAUUUUUCUAGUUUGUAAACUAGUCCUGUUGUAUGGUGUUUCUUUUUUUUUUAUGUUGCAUGGAAUUUGUCAUUGUAAAUCACAACUUGUAUCCUACAUAUGAUGUUUCGCUUAGAACUAAUGUCUACUACAUGUGAGGAGGAAUUAAGUGGGCAGUGUUGCAUAA